Osmerus eperlanus (European smelt) is the source of this 1784-nucleotide messenger RNA. RefSeq names its product A-kinase anchor protein 1, mitochondrial-like. The transcript is spliced from 8 exons. Lineage: Eukaryota; Metazoa; Chordata; Actinopteri; Osmeriformes; Osmeridae. The record is from RefSeq and is a predicted model, not a curated record. Gene Ontology annotation, molecular function: protein kinase A regulatory subunit binding. Gene Ontology annotation, cellular component: membrane; mitochondrion. Bases 187 to 867 code for a protein of 226 amino acids.
UCUGUGUGUGUGUGGCAGCACCUGGUAGGCCGGCUGAUUGGGAAACAGGGCAGGUAUGUGAGCUUCCUGAAGGAGACUUCUGGAGCCAAGGUGUUCAUCAGCACACUGCCCUUCACCCAGGAGGUCCAGAUCUGCCACAUCGAAGGGACCAAGGAGCAGGUAGAUUUGGCUCUGGACAUUAUCAGGAUGAAGUUUAAAGAUCUGGAACUGAGCAACUGCUACGCCCCGCCUCCCGCCCCCAGCCUGCCCGCUCUUCCAAUCACAUCCUGGCUGUUGCUGCCUCAGAGGGUGACGGUGGAGGUGAGGGUGGCCCAGGUGGCUUCUGGGAACUACCUGUUCCUGCAGCAGCACACACACCCCACCUUCCACGCCCUGCGCAGCCUGGACCAGCAGAUGAGGCUGUGCUAUGCCCACCCCAGCUGCCCUGCUCUCCCCGCCCCAGUGGAAGUGGGGGUGAUCUGUGCGGGCCAGAUGCCGGAGGGUGCGUGGUGGAGGGCCCAGGUGAUGCGAUACCACCAGGACAGCAGGGAGGUGGAGGUCCGCUACGUCGACUACGGAGGGUACGACACGGUCCGGAUCGAAAGCCUGCGCCAGAUCAGGUCUGACUUUGUGUCCCUACCUUUCCAAGGGUCAGAGGUCAUCUUGGAUAAUCUAGCUUGUCUUCCAGAAGAGGAGGAGUUUUCAGCGUCAGCGAAGGCAGCGCUGGAGGAGCUGACGCAAGGAGCAUCGUUACUCGCACAGGUCACAGAUUUCCACACGAGUGGAAUUCCUUUGGUGCAGCUCUGGAGGAAGGAGGGGAGUGAGGUGGUGUCUGUGAACCAGGCGCUGGUGGAGAGAGGGUUCUGCAGCUGGAUCAACGCCCCCUGACCGGGCCUAGCGCCCCCUGACCGGGCCUAGCGCCCCCUGACCGGGCAGGCACCUCCUGGCAUUACAUCUUCUCAGGACACAGUCUUCCCCCAAACCUCCACUUGUAUUCCUGACAACGGAAAGGGCCCUAUUUUUGUUAUCUUAUUUUUACUUUAACCCUCUGUUAGUGGUCAUUUGUUUCGGUUAAAACAAUUAUGAAUAUUUGGGUUCUGUGUAUAUUUAUUAAUGAUCAUAAAGUCUGUCCUUGUCUGUGGUAUUUCUAAGUUGAAAGGUGCCCUAAACAGUUGGUGCACUAGAGGGAGCCCAACGACAAGUAUUUGCUUUUAUGUUGUUGAGGAAACAGUCUGUUGUUCUGAUGAGAGAAGUCGGUUGCUGUAUUAUCUGUCCGUAGAUUACUAUGUGGGGAUUACAAACAUCGGAAUGUGUCCGUUGUGUCUAGAUUGCUCCAUGUCAUUUAAAAUCUUAACGACAAAAUGUCCCCUCAUGGUAGAAUGCACCCUUCUGUGCUGUGGUUGAUUAGGUCACAGGUCCUAUCAGCAAAAGACAAGUCUAGAUACGUCAUAUUGUUUUGAAAAAGUACCGGAACUGAGGAAUCAUGAGCUUGUUGUUGUCUAAAGAAUUAUACGAUUUGUAGAUGAUGUUGUUGUUUCAGUUUAUCAACGCUACAGUACAAGAUGUUCUGAACUAACUGCAAUAAACUGAAGGGAUUGUGUGACAGAUAAUUGUACCUUGCCUUACGUAUCCCUCCAUCGUGUCCAUGAUCAACACAUGCCUGUCUUGUCUAGGACUGUCUCCUGUCUGCAUUGUUCCAUCUGGCCUUUUGGCUCGGUUUCAUCCUGAAUCAAGCCGAGUUUCAUGUAGGCCUAUGUGAGAAUUUGUGAUGUACAAAAUAGAAAUAAAUCUGGAUUCAACUUUCA